Molecule: messenger RNA, 2044 nt
Organism: Owenia fusiformis
Lineage: Eukaryota; Metazoa; Annelida; Polychaeta; Sabellida; Oweniidae
Source: the annotation of a GenBank genome assembly
CUGUAGAAAUAGUGAAAGGUAUAGAAGCAUGUAGUCACAUGACAGCUUUGAGACUGGAAGGCAACACUCUAGGAGUAGAUGCAGCAUCCACAAUUGCAGAUGCCUUGAAAAAACAUCCAGAAUUUGAAAGGGCACUAUGGAAAGAUAUGUUCACAGGAAGAUUAAAGACAGAAAUACCACCUGCUUUAGUGUCUCUAGGGAAUGCAAUUAUGGAAGCAGGGGCCAAACUAGUAGAGUUAGACCUCAGUGACAAUGCAUUUGGACCCAUAGGUGUUGAAGGUAUAGCAGAACUACUGAAGAGUCCAAGUUGUUACUCACUGAAAGAACUAAAACUCAACAAUAAUGGCCUCGGCCCUAGGGGAGGAAAAUUACUUGCUAAAACUUUGAUGGAAAGUUAUGAGAAAAGUGUGGCUGCUGGCACUCCACUUGGACUGAAGGUGUUCGUAUCUGGUAGAGGUAGACUGGAGAAUGAGGGAUCUACAGCACUAGCUGAGGCUUUUAAGGCUAUGGGGACAUUAGAGGAAGUUUCUAUGCCACAGAAUGGUAUAAAUCAUGCAGGAAUUACAGCCUUAGCUGAUGCAUUCGCCUCCAAUAAGAACCUCAAGAACAUAAAUCUCAAUGACAAUACAUUCACAGAAAAAGGAGCCUUAUCAAUGGCAAAGGCAUUACCACAUAUGCAGCAACUAGAAGUGUUAAACUUUGGGGACUGCUUGGUAAGGACAAAGGGAGCUGCGGCCAUAGCAACCUCUAUAAAACAAACACACAAAAAUCUGAAGGAAGUGAAUCUAGGAUUUAAUGAAAUUAAGAAAUCUGGAGCAACGGCCAUAGCAGAGGCUUUGGAAGGCAAACCUAUCGAAACACUCGAUCUUGAUGGUAAUCAAUUUGGGGAAGAAGGAUGUGAACUUUUACGUGCAACCUUGGAGGCAGUAGAUAUGCUAGAUGCACUUGGCUCUCUCAGUGAUGAUGAGGGUUCAGAAGACGAGGAUGAAGCUGGGGACGAUGCAGAGGAGGACUCAGACAAUGAGGACAAUCAGGAUGAUGAAGAGGGUGAAAUAGUGGAAGACCCAGCCCUACAAGUACAAGGGAAAGCUAUCAGCCCCAGUCAACAAAAACAGGAAAUUAGUGUUUCUGAAUUUCUUCAAUUUCCUUCUGCCAGUAAGUUGACAUCAUUGGGACCAGAGAAACGACAGGAAAUCUCAGAAUAUCUUGGGGAGGGGUGUAAGGAUGCUGACAAGUGUGUAGAGCUAGUGAUGAGGAUCAGCUCUGUGGUAGAUGCAGACAAUAACAAAUGUCGCCAGGUGGCAAAUGAAUGUGCAGAUGAUAUUCUCAGUAAAUUGAUGAACAAUGGCAGUUCAAGCGUUGGAAUAGAAGUGACAAACAGUAUCUUGGUUCACAUAGGGCUCUUGAAGAGUGAAAAUAAAGUGAAACCAGUGUCUAAACCUACAGGGCCAUUGUUAGUCCUUGAACAUGUUGUCAAACAAGCAUACUUCCCGAAAUCAGGACGUGAUAUCCUUACACUGUUUUUAUCAAGGCCUAAUAAAACUUUAGACUCCAGUUGUACAGACGCCAAGCAUAAACUCUUACAAGCGCUCUACCAGUUCUGAGAAACAUUGUUCUCAUUAAUUGUGAAAUGCUUAAAAUGAACAAUAGAGGACAUAAUGUUGUUUCAUGAUGUGGUGUGGGUGGAAAGGACAAAAGCUGCAUCUUGUGCAUUUUGUGUAAAGAAAUGUGACUCUUACAUGGAAAAUGUUAACUUACCUAAAUACCCAUAGAGGACUACUGACAGAAACUUGUAGUACAGCUGUACUAAGUUCAUUAUGGACCAUAUACUCGUCAGAAUUAAAUGGAGAUGUCACCAUUCAUGUGAAAAAAUUCUCGUGUUUUUUUUGUAAACAUUCUAACUUACAUGAAUGUAAGUUUUAGAGCUGUGUGGGAAACUAAAGAAUCGUCUAAUCAUGUAAACAAUUAGCUAAAAAUUAAAUGUGAAAUUUUAGUAAAGUGAGAAACAACACCAUUAAAAUGUACACUUAUAUUUGAAAUAAAU